Molecule: messenger RNA, 4622 nt
Organism: Thalassophryne amazonica
Lineage: Eukaryota; Metazoa; Chordata; Actinopteri; Batrachoidiformes; Batrachoididae
Gene: pld1a
Product: phospholipase D1a
Exons: 26
Coding region: 184-3339 (1051 amino acids)
Biological process (GO): phosphatidic acid biosynthetic process; regulation of microvillus assembly; intracellular signal transduction
Molecular function (GO): phosphatidylinositol binding; D-type glycerophospholipase activity
Source: RefSeq, a predicted model, not a curated record
AGUUUGCUGUUAGCUUACUCUGGAGUUCCAGAAGAGAAGGAGCUGAGCUGUGGAAUGUGUGCUGUGUGCUGUGUUUUUCUCCUUAUUUCAGACAGAAGCGGAGUGGAAGAUAUCAAGCGACAUGUGGACAACACGUCCACUAAACGAGCAGGAGUGCCCUGCUCGUGGGGAUAAGUGCUAAGCAUGUUGGGUAAGAGUCAGCCCACAACCAGCGUUCUCACUCUGGUGAACUCUGAAGUUUCGGACGCCACUGUGGUUACAGACGGUAUCAAGAUGGCCGAACUUGUGGAGAGCUUGGAUACCAGAGAACUGGACAUAGAGGAGGGAGAGGAGAUGGACUAUGAAGGGAACUACUUAGGGGACUGUCGGAUCCCGUUUUCUGCUGUUUAUGCCACUGUGGGUUUUAAGGAGGCCAGCGCUAAGGUCUACCUCCCCACUAUGGCCAUCACUGCCAGGAUCGUGGAGGUGGAGAGAUUCACCACUGCACAGGACCGCUUCAACCUGUCUCACCACAGGAGUGUCAACAAGUCUCUGCCAGCUGUGUUUAAAAUUGAGCUGAAUCAUGGUGAGUUUACCUGGUUAAUAAAGAGGAAAGAGAAGCACUUCAUGGAGCUGCACAGAGAGCUGAAGACGUACAAAGCCUUCAUGAGGAUUCCACUGCCGUCACGGAGCCACACAGUGAGGAGGAGAACUGUGAGGAAGAGUGAAGUGACGGAGAUGCCCUCCUUACCCAGGGGCGGAGGAGAAGAGCUGGUGCGAGAUGAGCAGGUUUCUAGCAGGAAGAGACAAUUGGAAGACUAUUUGAACAAGCUGUUGAAGAUGGUCAUGUACCGGAAAUACCACCAUACUAUGGAGUUCAUUGACGUCAGCCAGCUGUCUUUUAUCCAUGAUUUGGGGCCAAAAGGACUGGAGGGAAUGAUCCACAAGCGGUCAGGAGGGCAUCGUAUCCCGGGAAUGAACUGCUGUGGACACAGCAAGGCCUGUUACCGCUGGUCAAAACGAUGGCUGGUGGUGAAGGAUUCGUGUCUGCUCUACAUGAAACCAGACUCGGGGGCGAUCUCCUUUGUCCUGCUGGUCGAUAAAGAGUUCAACAUUAAAAUGGACUCUAAAGACACGGAGACCAAGCAUGGAGUACGGAUUGAUAGUCUUUCCAGGACCCUGGUAUUUAAAUGCAGUAGCUACAGACAUGCCCGAUGGUGGGGUCAGAGCAUCGAGAGCUUUGUGAGGAGGUAUGGAAAAGCUUUCCUCCGGGACCACCGUUUUGGAUCAUUUGCACAAGAAGAGAACAAUAUUCCUGCCAAAUGGUAUGUAAAUGGGAAAACGUACAUGGAGGAUGUUGCAAAUACUCUGGAGGAGGCUAAAGAGGAAAUCUUCAUCACUGACUGGUGGCUGAGUCCUGAAAUCUUCCUGAAGAGACCUGUGGUUGAGGGCAACAGAUGGAGGCUUGACUGUAUUCUCAAACGCAAAGCACAACAGGGAGUGCGCAUCUUUGUGAUGUUGUACAAGGAGGUGGAGCUUGCUCUGGGGAUCAACUCGGGCUACAGCAAGAGGACAGUCAUGCACCUGCACCCAAACAUCAAGGUGAUGCGUCAUCCAGACCACGUCUCCUCCUCUGUGUAUCUGUGGGCCCAUCAUGAGAAAAUCGUUGUUAUCGACCAAUCGGUGGCCUUCGUGGGCGGGAUUGACCUAGCCUACGGUCGUUGGGAUGACAGAGAACACCGGCUAACAGAUGUAGGCAGUGUGACACGCUUUGUGGCGCUGGAGCAGUCUGGCUCCAGCAACACUCUACACAGUAAGGACGUGUCCUCUGCUGAUGCAGUUUCCCAGAGCAAUGGGCGCGGGACACCACCCUGUGAUGCAGUGGACUUACCCAAGUUGAAAGGGAUCGGUCGUAGCAGGAAGUCACCCUUCACCCUGUACAGACACCUGCACAAACAUACUGUGCAGCAUGCAGACAGCAUUAGCAGCGUGGAUAGUGCAGGAAGCGCUUCCAUGCAGAGUUUAAAGACUGGUGUCGGAGAGUUGCUGGGUAACACUCGCUUCUGGCAUGGCAAAGACUACUGCAACUUUGUCUACAAGGAUUGGAUCCAGCUGGAAAAACCUUUUGAUGACUUCAUUGACAGGUACACCACUCCCAGAAUGCCUUGGCAUGACAUUUCCUCUGUGGUUCACGGCGGGGCUGCACGGGAUGUAGCCCGACACUUUAUUCAGCGCUGGAACUUCACUAAGAUCAUGAAGCCGAAGUAUCGCUCUCUCUCUUAUCCAUUCUUGCUGCCAAAGUCUCACUGCAGCGCCAGUGAGCUCAGAUACGAAGUACCCAGUUGUGUUACCACCAAAGUACAGGUGCUGCGAUCUGCAGCAGACUGGUCAGCAGGCAUAAAGUACCAUGAGGAGUCCAUCCAUAAUGCCUACAUCCAGGUUAUUGCCAAGAGCAAGCACUACAUCUACAUAGAGAAUCAGUUCUUCAUCAGCUGUGCUGACAACAGGACAGUAUACAACAAGAUCGGAGAUGCCAUCAUCGAAAGGAUCAUCAGAGCGCACAAGGAAGGUAAGAAGUACCGGGUGUAUGUGGUCACCCCUCUGCUUCCUGGAUUUGAGGGUGACAUCACCACUGGGGGAGGUAGUGCCAUCCAGGCAGUCAUGCACUUCAACUACAGAACCAUGAUCCGAGGAGAAUACUCAAUAAUCUCCCAACUGAAAAAAGAGAUGGACGACCAGUGGAUGAAUUACAUCUCAAUUACUGGUCUGCGGACUCACGCUGAGCUGGAAGGACGCCUUGUCACAGAGCUCAUCUACGUCCACAGCAAGAUGCUGAUUGCCGAUGACAACACAGUCAUCAUCGGAUCUGCUAACAUCAAUGACAGAAGCAUGCUGGGAAAACGUGACAGUGAGGUGGCAGUGAUCGUAGAGGACUCUGAAAAGGUUUCUGCAGUGAUGGACGGGCAGGAGUAUGAAGCUGGACCUUUUGCACUUCAGCUCCGUCUUGAAUGCUUCAGGACGAUCCUCGGAGGUCACACCGACACGAGCAUUGACCUGACUGAUCCCAUCAGUGAUCGCUUCUAUAAGGAGGUCUGGAUGACCACAGCUGGGCGCAACGCCACCAUUUAUGAGAAGGUAUUUCGGUGCCUUCCUUCAUCUCUGAUACGGAACAUGACAGAGCUGGAGCAGUACCAGUCCAAACCAGGCCUGUCCCACACAGACUCGGCACGUGCUCAGGAAGAGCUGCGUAAAAUUCGUGGUUUCCUGGUCCAGUUUCCUCUGGAUUUCCUGUCUGAACACAACCUCAUGCCCUCUGUUGGAACAAAGGAGGCCAUGGUUCCAACUGAGAUCUGGACAUAAGGAUGUGACACAUUUAAGUAUGGCUUUUUUGCAAUGUUCUUGUGCUCAACCAGAAAAAGGUGCAACAUAGGAUAUUUACAAGAGAUCACCUCUGCUUAAUCUAAUCAGAUAUGAGGUUGCAGUUAUACCUCUCCUUUGUGUCUCUGUAGCCGCUGGACUUUGACAGGUCUGUCAAACUUUUUAUAACAGUUUAUAAAGGUAGGAAGUCUGAGGAGCAAAGAAGCUGUGGAGCUUAAAGCAUGAAGGACAUGAACUUUGGGUUUUGGGAAUCAAACACAACUUUGGACGCAUUUGGACUGCGGUAGAAGCUACAAUUUCUAAGGAACUUUCCACGAUGCUAACCCACAUGACAGAUUACUCGGGGAUUGCGACGCUUGUGAUUUGCUGCUUGUGCACUUGUACAGUGCAGUUGGUAUGCUGUUUGUGAGCUCGUACAUGAGUCGAACCUACGUAUGUGCGGCUUUAGAAUGAAUAUCUCCAAUUAAAAGUUUAUGUUGGCAGAAUUCUGCGGAUGUUUACAAAUAUGAACUACGCUUUUUCACUAUGACAGUACGUCCGCACAGACAGUUUAACUAUUUCAACGGCGAUGCACCGUUUAUUAGACAACAUCUUUUCAAAACUGAAAUAGUAAUCAUGAUACCAGAAAACCUUUCAGAGACACCAUACUGUCUGUGGAAGCUGUUUUAUUUGAGAAAAUGUUGAAAUAAGGCUUUUGCACUGCACAAUGUUCUGGCAAAUGAAGUGAAAAUGCUUUUUAUUUUGUUGUCUGUGCCAUAGCUGAUAUUUGAAGCUGGAUGAAUCAGUCGAGUUGAAUAUUAUAUACUGUAUGCAGACACAACUUUCACUGUGUUAGCUAAUAACGUGAAGCUGGCGGCCAUAUUGUGAGGGACACUACUGGUUUCUAAACAAGGGCAUGUUUGAGAAAACACUACUACCUUUGUGAAAUUUGACAUAUUUAGAAAAAUUCUCUGUUUUGUGAAAUAAUGCAUAUUUAGAAGCCUAACAAAUUAAAAUUUGUCAGUAUUUGUUGCGAAGUUAGAAUUAGAUAAAAUUAAAAUGGAAAUACAUGUCAGUAAAUGAAAUUCUAUGUGGAACUAUAAUACUUCUGUUUUAGUCUUAGUGAGAUGGAUACUUUUGGUCAACAAUUACAUUGUUUUUGAUGAGCAGAUUGCUGCUUUUUGCAAGACGGUUUAAAAUUUAAAAUGUUUUAUUUCUUUAUCAUUUACUGUACAUUUGUGGAAUAAUCGAUCUGAGCUUCUUUUGAAAUGAGUUUGAAAAAAAAA